AUGGAAGUUUCUAAUGAAAUAAAAGAAGAUAUAAGAAGGACGCAAUCAGACCUUAAGAAUGCGAUUCGUAUGCAUCAGGUUUGGGUUUCCCGCCUUCAAGAUGAUGAAAAUAAUAAUUUUAUUAAAUCAAAAGUAAGUGAAGCCGAAAAGGAAAUUAUUGCCAUUGGUCGUGCCCAAAAACUAGUGGUUGAUAGAUUGCGUAAAGAAUUAGAACUCUACCAACAACGUCUUCGAGCUAAGAGUAAGCAAGUGAGCAUUGAAAAUGACAAUAGCUAUAUUGCUCAACAACUAAGAGACCACCAAGUGCAACAUCGUAAUAGAAAUAGAUCCACAUCACUUCUAAAACCCUCUGUGUUAAAUGAAAUUCAAAUAAAAACUGAAAAUGCUGUUGAUGAGAGCAACAUAUCUGAUUCAGAGAAUGAAGGGAACUCAAUCACUAAUGAUACAACAAAUAAUGAGGAUAAUCAGAAGGAGAGUUUUGUGAAAAAUUUUCCACAGUUGCAACAUCUAAUGCAUAGCAACAGAAGUAAUUUUGAAAAUGCACUCAAUAAAGUUAAGGAAGUUUUUCUGGGGACAAAGUUUGAUGAUAAUGAUUGGCCAGACCGCUCAGACUCCGAUUCAUCACCACAAAUGGAAAUAUCUCCAGCUUCAUCACCUCCCCCAUUGCCUCAGCCGGGUGAACCAGUAUCAAAAGAAAUUUUUAUGAGACUCCUUGGCUUAGUUACACCCACACAGAAGGAGAUAAUGGAAAAGAGAAUAAGUGAAUGUCGUAAAAGAGCUUCUAGUGCCAAUAGAAGUGACUUUGUUUAUGGCAAUUUUGAAAUGCUUCCUAAACGAAAGAAAUUGAAUCAGUUUCCAUACCUGCAGAACCACAGCGACCCCCCUCAAACCCGUUCAGCAAAACUUAGGAAGCAGAAUCAGAGCAAGUCACGGGAAGGAUCACCAUCUGGUUCUUUAUCUGAUAAUAAAGGCUGGAGCAACAACAAGCCUACAUGGAUGUCAAAUCUACCUGUCGGUCUUUCUGUGGAGCCAGUUUACAACACAACAAAGAAAGUGUGUCACGGCUGUGGUAGAAACGAUGUGCCAUCGUUACUGGUGGCUUGUGGAGAAUGUUCGGUGUGGCAACACACGGGGUGUGGGCUAGAAGGACGGUGCGCCGCUUGUCGUGCUCCCCUGCCCGAGCCCGCUGCUUGCGCUACUGGACCUGCGCAUACGCAGCUAUAUACUGAUAAGUUAGCAGAGCGGAAACGGUUGCAAGAGAGGAAUAUUGAACUCUGCGUAGAGCUACGCAAGCUAGAAGCACGAGCGGCGACCCUAAAAGAGAACUUGGACGAGCACAAUGCCGAGAAACGACAAUUGCUGGCAGAUCAGAUCAAGACUCAAAGAAACCUCCAGAAACUUCUAGACUUUAUCAGCCAGUUCAAGGAGACGUCUGUCAGUGUGUCCACCAGUGUCAGUGAAUCGGGGAGCGAAGUUAGCAAGAGUAAUGAGGAAUAA
Molecule: messenger RNA, 1497 nt
Organism: Leptosia nina
Lineage: Eukaryota; Metazoa; Arthropoda; Insecta; Lepidoptera; Pieridae
Source: the annotation of a GenBank genome assembly